Mangifera indica (mango) is the source of this 1223-nucleotide messenger RNA. Its product is annotated as probable protein S-acyltransferase 15. The record is from RefSeq and is a predicted model, not a curated record. Bases 87 to 944 code for a protein of 285 amino acids. The transcript has 6 exons. Lineage: Eukaryota; Viridiplantae; Streptophyta; Magnoliopsida; Sapindales; Anacardiaceae.
AUCGCUGUUUUCAAAAUUUGAGGGUGGGAAAGCAGCAUUAAGGCAAAGUAAUUGGUGGGAAAAGGUUGUCAGAAAAAACAGUUCCAAUGAAAUUCCGAAGAGUACUGUCAAUCAAAAUUACUGCAAUGUCUAUAUUUCAGGGAUUUGUGUAUAAAGCAACAAUUUUUGGUUUUGUAAAAGAUAGGUUUGGUUUGGGGACAUCAAACGUGUUUUUGAACGCGUUGUUCUUCUCUUUCUUGGCUUUUCUGUGUCUCUUUUCUUCCUUUAUGUCUGUUGUCACUGACCCGGGUCAUAUUCCUCCCUCAUACGUCCCUGAUGUUGAAAAUAACGUCGCCUCAGGCCAAGAAUCAAACAAACCUGUGAGUUCUUUUAUGACUCUGUUCGUAAUAUCUGUAUACAUUGCUAAACAAUUGUGGAUAAACAAUUGUGUUGGUUAUCGGAACUACAAGCCUUUUGUUCUGCUUGCAUUUGAUGCUACAAUUGGAAGCCUCUCUCUACAAGUUCCGCAGAUAAGGUCUGUAGAUGCAUAUUUUCAAGGUGGGUGUUUUGUUCUGUCAAUCAAGUCAACUCUGGUAGUCUGCUUGCUGAUUUCUGUAUUUGUUGAAGUUGUUAUACUUCGUGUCAUGUUUUAUGCAGCCUUGUCACAUUCAGAAUUUUGCUGUACCAACACCUUUUCCUUCGCCACUUAUAGCUUAGCAUUUGGAACUCUCUUUGGUUGGCACAAUUUUCUCAUCUCUAAGAAUAUGGCAACUAUAGAGUCCUAUGAAGUGGAACAAGCAGAAUGGUUGGCUAGGAAGUCUGGGCGGAGCUCUCGACAUUCAUUUAAAGUUGGUGUCCACACAAACGUAACCUUGAUAAGAGUGUCGGAAGAUGCGCACAUGGUUAUACCUCUUGGCGAUAAGCCAUCUCAAAGAUGGAACGAGCUAGCCUACGUCACCGCAUAGUUUGUAGAACCUUUCUAGUCUCCAGUAAAACCUCAUAAUCAGUGGUACCCUUGCUCUUGUUAUUAAGUAAAAAGGGAAUUUUGAUUCACUCUUUGUAACACUCAGCUUGUCAAAGGCGCAGAGAAAUAUUGAUUCUGGUGAGUUACUGGAGACUAGGAAGAAUGCAAUUAAAUCAUAGGGCUCAUUUUUCUAACACUCAACUUAGGGCUCAUAUUUAGUCAUCUAAGUUCAUAUUUAAAUAAAAGUUAUCUAUAAAAUUAUAUAUACUUAUUUUGAGUG